AUGGCCUCCAAGGUCUUACAGAACAACACCAACAGCAACUGGCUGAAGGAUCCAGGAUUGCGAAAGCUCAAUCUGGGGAUCAGCUUUAUGCUAUCAGCAUCGGCUACUGCCGGAUAUUGUGCUAGCAUGAUCAAUGGUCUGCUCGUGCUGCCCGAAUUUAACGACUUUUUAUCCGGUCUCGACACAAAUGUCAGAGGUCUCAUUAUUGCAGCUGUCUCUCUUGGUUCUUUUUUGGCAUUUAUCCCCGCAUCCUACAUUGCCGACAAUCUGGGGCGGAAGAUCUGCGUCCUCAUCGGAUCAUCGCUAGUGAUCAUUGCAUCUAUCGUCCAAAUCGCGACUUCAAACCAUUGGGUUUUCUUUAGCGCACGCGUUCUGGCUGGGAUGGGAGUCGGUGUCUCACAAACUGCUGCGCCAUUGCUUAUUACCGAAUCGACGCACCCACGCCAGCGACAAGCAUUUACGGGGUUAUACAACGCACUUUGGUUUAUUGGAUCGAUCACGUCCGCCACCAUUGGCUUUGCUGGACUUUCGAUAAUAGGAAAUUGGUCAUGGAAGCUUCCUUGCUUGACACAAGUGUUCUAUCCAGCCCUUCAGCUGAUAGGUCUGUGUUUGGUUCCCGAGAGUCCAAGAUGGCUGGUGUCUCGAGGCAGAAAGGAAGAGGGAAUGGCCAUUCUCGCCAAAUAUCACUCGAACGGAGACGAAAAUGACGAGAUGGUUCAAGAUGAAUUCUACAACAUCUGUCAAAGCAUUCAAGCCGAAUCAGCCUCCAAAUCAAAGGGUUGGGCUGCAUUUUGGGAAAGCUCAAGCAACAUGCAUCGUUUGGCGAUUUGUGUUAUGUUGGGAUUCAUGCAAGAGUGGUCUGGAAAUGGUGUGGUCUCCUAUUAUCUAGCACCCAUUUUGAACUCAGUGGGCAUCUAUCGCGCAGCUUACCAAGCCGCUAUCAACAUCAGUCUGCAGGUGUGGAACCUUAUGUUCGCCGUCUGUGGAGCAAUGGCUGCAGACCGGUUUGGGCGACGAAGGCUUUGGCUGAUCGCGACAACUUUGAUGUUUGUCUACCUUGCCGUUGCGACGGUCAUGUCUGGUCUCUUCACGGAGAUGAAAAUCCUGGAGGCUGGCAUUGCGGUGGUACCAAUGUUAUUCCUCUUCUGCGCUGCUUUCGACAUGGCAUAUAUGCCAUUGUUCAUUGCAUACCCAGCGGAAAUUUUGCCCUUCCAAAUCCGUGCGAAGGGUCUCGCCGUGACACUGACCACUGAUUCUAUGGCGUGUUUCUUCAACCAAUACGUGAAUCCAGUGGCAUUUGCGGCAAUCCAGUGGAGAUACUUCAUCGUCUACCUGGCCUGUCUUAUCAUCUUCCUGGUGACAAUCUACUUCCUCUUCCCCGAGACUAAGGGUUUAUCUCUGGAACAAGUCGGACGAAUCUUCGAGAAGGAUAAGACCUACCAGACGGAGACACCCACUUCGGAGAUUUCGCAAGAGCUACUUGUAUACCCAAAGAAGAGCAGCACUUCUUCAUGA
Messenger RNA from Penicillium salamii, 1515 nucleotides. The record is from the annotation of a GenBank genome assembly. Lineage: Eukaryota; Fungi; Ascomycota; Eurotiomycetes; Eurotiales; Aspergillaceae.